Messenger RNA from Dibothriocephalus latus, 582 nucleotides. The record is from the annotation of a GenBank genome assembly. NCBI's taxonomy places the organism in Eukaryota, Metazoa, Platyhelminthes, Cestoda, Diphyllobothriidea, Diphyllobothriidae.
AUGACGCACCGCAUUGAUCCAAAGACUGUUCGUUACUUUGAAAGUCGUGCCGACGUCUUCUUAAAAAAGUGCAGCGUUGAUGAAAGAGAGGACUUCAUCCUUAAUACGUUUGCCGAAGUCAAUAAGGAGGGGUGGUUCGUUUGCACAAACGCCAAAAUAUGUUCCAGUCUGGAAAAGUUGAUGCCGUACGCGAGCAUCACUGCCAUCGGUUUAAUUCUAAAGGCCUUCUCUAAAGACUUGGACUCGGUUUUCAACACGAAGUUUGCACACCACGUUCUUCACGCGGCUCUAAAGCGUUGUACCUACGACUUGGAGUCAGUCGCUUUGUGCGACCCCUUGGAUCCCUCCUAUUCUGACCGCCUAACUGACCUGGUAAACAGACUUCUCCUCAGUAACGAAUUCGAUACUUUUGUAGUCGAUGCCAUCACUUGUCCACUGCUCCAGUGUCUGCUCAUUGUGUGCUCCAAACGCCUUGAAGAAAAUUUCGAUUCCAUUUGUUCCCACAUCCUGAAGAAGUCUGUAUUGCUUAAGCCAUCUGAGGCAGAUACUCUCGCUGUUUCACCUGAGCAGACUGUGAGGUAA